Lactuca virosa is the source of this 309-nucleotide messenger RNA. The record is from the annotation of a GenBank genome assembly. NCBI's taxonomy places the organism in Eukaryota, Viridiplantae, Streptophyta, Magnoliopsida, Asterales, Asteraceae.
AUGUACGACGCCAAGGUGGCUAUGGUGUUCUCAAAUGCAUGGUUUGCAUUUUGCUUUGUUGGAAAUGAAAGUUGCGAGAGGAAGAAUAAGUACACACAUAGUGGGACCAGUGCUUCUUCUCAAUCAAAAAACAAACUUGAUGAUGAUCUUUUUUUGGGUCCUUUGGAUCACCCGAAACAAGAAGCAAAAAAGGCUGAUUUUCCUCAACUUGCAAAUCAAGGGAGUUGGCCUAAGAACAGUCCUGGAAAAAGAGCUACUAUGAGUCGACAGAAGUCUGGGAGUGGAAGAGUUGUUGAAGCUUCUCUUUGA